GAGCGACAGUGUUCAGAUUUAAAAGUGAUGUUCAAUAAAAUUACAGCUCGCGAGCCGGGGCCGACUAUAUAGAAUUUAUGACCCAAAACGUCCAAAGAGUGGAUGAUAAAAUCAAGUUCACAUGAACUGAACUAGUCAUCAGCUCCAGUUCACAUGAACGUUCACAUGAACUGAACUGGUCAUCAGCCCCAGUUCUGUUUUAGCUGAUGGUGGUGCAAGGUUACAAGUAUUGGGUACAGUGGAAUUACAAAUUAAAGUAAAAAAUAUACCCACAACAGUGACGGCAUUAGUAACAUCAAUUAAACAAUUACAUCGUUAUGCAUCAAUACAAAUGAAAACUGCUGAUGAUAACAUGUCAUACCCAGCGCGAUUAAAGAAAGAGAUAAAAAUACCUUCAGGACAUGAAAUCGUUGUAACUGCAUGGGUAGGUAUACAAUCAUGUAAGUCAGCAGUAUUUCAACCAGAUCUUAGAAUGUUAUAUAAACGAAAUUUAUUAAUACCAAAUGCGUUGGUUGAAAUACAAAGUUAUAAAAUGUUAAGCACAAUUAGAAACCCAAAUAAAUAUUCGAUUAUGUUACAAACAAAUACACAAUUAGGAGAAAUAUUCCGUAUGACAUCGAGAGCAAAGAUAUUUGCUCUGUCAUCCAAUCAACUGUGCCAACAAUCAAAUAUAGACAAGAAAAUACCGUUACAUAUUAGUAUUGCAUUUGAUGCAUUAUUAAAACAUAUCGACGAUAACAGACAAAGGCAGCAAGUUCAAGACAUAUUAAAUAGGCAUUAUCAUAUAUUUGAUAUUUCAAGACCAUCAAUAGCAAAAACGAAUAUCAAACAUACCAUAAGAACUGGAAACGCAGGACCAAUAAAUUCACGACCAUUUCCAAUGAAUUUAAGUCAACAGAAAGAAAUAACAAAGAUCACCAAUGAAAUGUUAGCAUCGAAGCAAGUCCGACCGUCAAACUCUCCAUGGUCAUCACCGGUAUUAUUGGUAAAGAAAAAGGAUGGUACGGUACGUUUUGUUGUCGAUUAUCGGAAACUAAAUAAUGUUACCACAAAAGAUACGUAUCCGAUACCGAAUAUAGAACAAACAUUAAAUCGUUUAAAUAGAAAUAAAUAUUUUACUAAAUUGGAUUUAAAAAGUGGCUAUUAUCAAAUACCCAUACAGGAGCAGGACAAACAAAAAACAGCAUUUAUAACGACAACUGGGCUGUACGAGUUCAAUGAUCAUAUUAAACAUAUUGAGGAAGUACUUGUGGUGUUGAAAGAAGCAAAUUUACAACUAAAUCCACCAAAAUGUUCAUUAUUUAAGCAAGAAAUGGAUUACUUGGGUCACACUGUCACUGAUGAAGAUCUUAAACCAUUGGUCGGGUUGAUCGCUGGUCAUUGGAAUUAG
This is a messenger RNA of Didymodactylos carnosus, 1390 nucleotides long. The record is from the annotation of a GenBank genome assembly. NCBI's taxonomy places the organism in Eukaryota, Metazoa, Rotifera, Eurotatoria, Philodinida, Philodinidae.